AUGAGCAUCUGGAAGUCGUUGGUACUCGCGCUAGCAGCUUCUGCGGUAGCUUUGCCUCCGCCUUCCCACGAGGCAGAGGAUGACUUUGACUGCGAUGACGACGAAGACUUUGGCGAGGAGCUGGUUCAAUUGAUUGAACACAUUCCCAAAGGACGGUCUUUCUGUCGCAAUUUAAUAGAUUCCACUUGUGAUGCAGUGACUUUGACCGAGACUGUGAUUCCCUUCUCUACUACGACUGCCAAAGAUGUUGAGACAGCUACAAUCACCCAAGAUGUAACAGCCACCCUGACAGUCUAUGUCACGGUACCUGUCACGACUGAUUUGACUUGCACGGCUACUGUUGACAUGACGACUCUGGCAACAGCUCAGACGACACAGGACAUUACAACGGACAUUACGGAAACGGUCAUCACGGAGAUUACUACGACUCAGAUCACUACUAAAACGCUAGACUUUACGGAUAGCCAGACAAUGACUCAAAUUACAGAUAUCACUGCUACUGCAACGGCAUACCGCAAGUUGGUGUGGCGACAGCUUGCUGUGACAAUUGUGGUGGUUGUGGUUGUUUCAACGUUGCUUGUACUUUCCACGGUCAUUGCGACGGUAGUUUGA
Messenger RNA from Penicillium maclennaniae, 612 nucleotides. RefSeq lists its product as uncharacterized. Bases 1 to 612 code for a protein of 203 amino acids. The record is from RefSeq and is a predicted model, not a curated record. The transcript has a single exon. Lineage: Eukaryota; Fungi; Ascomycota; Eurotiomycetes; Eurotiales; Aspergillaceae.